AUAAUUUGCAUCAAUAGUUGUGAAUAGAUGAUUGCUGCUGAAAUUUUAUCCGAUAAGGUAUAAAUAUGAUAAUAUCAUGUUAGCCAGAAGACUAAUAUUAGAGACUAGAGAAAGCUGUAAAUUAUUCAUAUAAAAUUUAUUUAGAUGAUUGAAUUGUUUAAAUAUGAUAAUUUACUAAACAAUGAAUACCUGGUUCGAAAAUUUGAGACUGAUAUUUUAAAACCUGAUUGGUAUUUGCUAUAAUAUGUUGUUGUGUAAAGAGAAAAUUCAAUUAAAAGCCAAUAUGUGUAAAAUGAAUUGAAUACUCGUAAAAAAUAUCAUUUAAUUUUAACAGAUGUAAAAAGAGAUAUUAAUAUUUAAGAUUUUAAAUAAAUAUAACAAAUAAUUAUGGAAUUUUGAUCAUUAAAUGUUAAUAAUUCGUCCUUAUUUUCCAACAGAGAGAAAAAGAAUAUAAAUAAAAAUACCAGUUUUAAAAGUAGCAUUCAUAAAAGACGCACUUUAAAAAUCUGGCUUUUUAAAUGAGUAAUUAAUCUAUGAAGAAGAAAUUUAUUAAGCUGACAAAACUUAUGUCAAAUUAAUAGUAACAUCAUAGACUGAAAAUUAUGCUAUAGGAAUAUUUGAUUUUUUAAUGUNUAACUAAAAGCAGUAAAAAUAGUAAAUCAAUUUAAUAUCUUUAUAGAUUAUGA
Messenger RNA from Paramecium sonneborni, 686 nucleotides. NCBI's taxonomy places the organism in Eukaryota, Ciliophora, Oligohymenophorea, Peniculida, Parameciidae. The record is from the annotation of a GenBank genome assembly.